AUGACUAACCGUCUUCUCAUAUAUGGACUUAUAUUGUGGGUUAGUAUAAUCGGAUCACUUGCAUUCGACAGAAACAAAGGUGCCCAAAAUGAUAAGGUAGGCCAACAAGAUUCCACUCUGUCCACAACCGAACCUGCAACGAACAUACAGGACGAGUUUUCCUCACUAUUAUCUACCGGUUCCUUAAGCAGCCGUGAUUUGAAACAAACCUCUAAAAACGAAAUACGGCAGGCUGGAAUACAAGGAACUAGUAUGGAAAAAGAGGAAGGUGCAUUGACACAACCUGUAAAUCCGGUGAACCCGGGCGAUUCGAGUAACUCAUUUCUGUCUUUUGAUGAGUGGAAGAAAAUGAAGUCAAAAGAACACUCAUCAUCAAGCCCUGAGCGGCAUAUUGCUCGAGUUAGAGAGCCAGUCGAUCCGUCAUGCUAUAAAGAAAAAGAAUGUAUAGGAGAGGAAUUAGAAAUCGAUUUGGGAUUUUUGACUGCCAAAGAUGAAUGGAAUGAAGGGGGAGAUGAAAAGCAAGAAAACAUAGAGGAAAAGGAAAGUAUAGGAAACGUAUAUAAAAAACAAUUCAACUACGCGUCUUUAGACUGUGCUGCAACAAUUGUCAAAAGCAAUUCAGAAGCGAUUGGAGCAACUUCUAUCCUAAUUGAGAGCAAAGAUAAGUACCUGCUAAAUCCAUGUUCAGCCCCGCAGCAGUUUGUUGUUAUUGAGCUUUGUGAAGAUAUCCUAGUUGAGGAGAUCGAUAUUGCCAACUACGAAUUUUUUUCAUCAACUUUCAAAAAAUUUAGAGUUUCAGUUUCUGAUAGAAUACCGGUGGUUAAGAACGACUGGACCAUAUUGGGAGAGUUUGAAGCGGAAAAUUCUAGAGAAUUACAAAGAUUUCAAAUACAUAAUCCUCAGAUUUGGGCAAGUUAUUUAAAAAUCGAGAUUUUAUCUUAUUAUGACGAUGAGUUCUACUGUCCUGUAUCCUUAAUUAGAGCAUAUGGUAAAACGAUGAUGGAUGAAUUUAAGCUCGAUCAACUUAAAGCCCAAGAAGAUAAAGAGCAACUCAUAGCUGAAAAAAAUAUAGAUAAUUUGGCUGGAAGCAACAUCCAGGAAGAGUGUAACAACAUAGAGACACACUUGGAGGCUAUAAAUUUGAACGCGAUGUCGAAUAUAGCCGGAGCGUUAUCAUGCACUUCAAAGCUUAUUCCUUUGAAGUUCGAUGAAUUUUUCAAGGACGUAAACGCGUCCUUUUGCCCCCCAAAGCAAGCCAUAUCAUCAUCAUCAUCAUCUGUUGUUCCAGUAAUUCCAGAAGAAUCUAUCUUCAAAAACAUUAUGAAAAGGUUAUCUCAAUUAGAGACAAAUUCUAGUUUGACAGUUUCUUAUAUCGAGGAACAGAGCAAAUUGCUAUCCCGAUCAUUUGAACAGCUUGAAAUGGUCCAUGAGGCAAAGUUUGGUCAUCUUGUCACUGUCUUUAACAACACUAUGAUGAAUAAUCUAGAUCUACUAGAAAACUUUGCUAAUAAACUGAAAGAUCAAUCACUACGGAUACUUGAAGAACAAAAACUGGAAAAUGACAAGUUUACUAACCGUCAUUUAUUGCAUUUAGAAAGGUUAGAAAAGGAGGUAAGUUUUCAGAGAAGAAUUGUUUAUGCUUCAUUUUUCGCUUUCGUGGGCUUAACAUCCUAUCUAUUAAUAACAAGGGAGCUUUACUUUGAGGAUUUCGAAGAGAGCAAAAAUGAUUGUAUUGAGAAACCGAAUAUUGUUCAGCAAGCCAUCAGGUGA
Molecule: messenger RNA, 1770 nt
Organism: Saccharomyces kudriavzevii IFO 1802
Lineage: Eukaryota; Fungi; Ascomycota; Saccharomycetes; Saccharomycetales; Saccharomycetaceae
Gene: SLP1
Product: Slp1p
Exons: 1
Coding region: 1-1770 (589 amino acids)
Biological process (GO): protein folding in endoplasmic reticulum
Cellular component (GO): cytoplasm; membrane
Source: RefSeq, a predicted model, not a curated record